This is a messenger RNA of Lecanosticta acicola, 2625 nucleotides long. Lineage: Eukaryota; Fungi; Ascomycota; Dothideomycetes; Mycosphaerellales; Mycosphaerellaceae. The record is from the annotation of a GenBank genome assembly.
AUGCAUCUUCCGAGAACACAGAUAUCGCAGCUCUAUACACACCUAAUACGCAAUACACAUCCCUCUUCUUCGCCGGUCCUGGUAUUGACUGCUCUCACCGUGGACAGUCUAUGCGCGACACGAAUACUCGCCAGCUUACUGAAGCGCGACUUCAUUCCCCACACGAUCAUACCCAUCUCUGGAUACGCGGACCUGCAAAGAGCGGGUACUGAAUCUGUACUGCCUUUGACGCGGCAGCGAGGUGGAGAUGGCGGGACAGUGGUAUGCUUGGGCUUGGGCGGUGCUGUCGCAUUGGAUGAGGUCUUAGGUUUCGACACUCAGGCUGAAUAUGAGGAGGCUGGUGCACAGGAUCAUGGCGUGGAGGUGUGGGUAGUCGAUUCGCAUCGUCCCUGGAACCUGGAGAACGUAUUUGGCAGCUCAACAAUUGUACAACAGGGAGAAACUGGCGCUGCUGCAAGGCGUGCCGGCGUAGAGCAAGGACGAUUGAACCCAGGAUACAAGCCCGGCAAAGGCGGCAUCAUCGUUUGGGACGACGGGGAUCUUGAGGCGGAACUGGCAGCGGAGAAAGAAGCCUUCUUCGCUCUCCGCGAAAUGCCUGAGAUCACAGAGGAUGACUUAACAUUGGACGAUGGAGAACACAACGACGAUGAAGAAGAUGCAGAGGCUGCGGAUGAGACAGAGAGCAGUGGAAAUAAGCGGAAACGCAGUGCAUCUCCGCAUGGAUCAGACACAGAGUCGAAUACAGAAUUCGAAGGGAACAGGCCUAGACGCAGAAGACGAAGCAACUCAGGCGACUCUGUGGCAAUACCAUCGUCGCCUGGAGGCAACCCUCUAUCGGCACAGCUGGAGCCAGAUUCGACGCCUCCAGCCAUGCCCUCUUCACCACCAAAGACAGAGCUUUCGUCGAAACAGAUGCGCAAACGAUUACUAAAGCUGAGACGAAAGCACGAAGCAACAAUCGACAAGUACUACGACCUGGGAUCGAGCGGCGCUGAGCCUGUCAGCAGCAUGGUUUAUUCGUUGGCUUCCGAAUUGGGUCGAGAAGACAACGAGCUACUGUGGCUUGCGAUUGUCGGCAUCAGCUCUAUAACGCUGAUGCCUUCCGGUCCAAAGGACAAGCUCAAUCAGAUCCGCGCAAUUUUGCAGGAAGAGGUCAAUCGCUUGAAUCCUGUUCCUGGUGCCGAGCUGCAAAGGUCUCAGAGUGUAGAAGCCGUAAUACCCACAACCGCCCGAAGUCCAACGGAUACUAGCAUCCGACUGUCGCCUGAACCUCGCCUUCUCCUCAUUCGACACUGGAGCUUAUAUGACUCGAUGCUUCACUCACCAUAUCUCGCAACGCGCCUUCACGUAUGGUCAGAUUCAGGGCGAAAGCGGUUACACAAACUGCUAGCAAAGAUGGGCGUCAGCUUACAGGAAGCUGGCAAGGGCUAUCUUCACAUGGAUUCAGAACUGAAACGAACUUUACGAAAACGAAUCCUCAAAUUCGCAGAGCAAUACAGUCUCGACGGCUUGGUACCCACUGACGGUGGUCGAAAUGGUUUCGAGGGCUGGGGUUUCGUUCGAUCAUGGGGUUGGCUGGGGACGCUCAGCGCCGAAGACGUUGCCAUUGUUGUCGGCGCCAUCUUAGAGGUUGGCACCGACAAUCAUCUCUUCCCAGAUCUCAAGCUCGACGCUCGCGGCAGAGCAGCAGAUCCGUCAUACAAUACCCGAGUUCGCAAUCUGCCAACACCGCCACACUCUUCUGACGAUGGCCUAGGAGACGAUACUCCUACCUCGGAUGUACCAGACUAUGUCACCCAGCGCUUCUUCCGAGCAUACGACUCGCUUGCGCCCACAAAAGGACUUCAGACUCUCCAAAAGAAUAUCUCCUCUGCACAGAAUCUGUACAAAGCCAUCCUCCGCGUCGGAUCUGCUCUCAUUAGUAAGAAGCAAAUUCGCCAUCUCCGCGCGUUCCGCAUGGGCGUUGUAAAAGAAGGACCAGAUGUCCCUCUUUUUUCCCAUCCCGGUGCGCUGGUUCGUCUCGCAGCAUGGGUAGGCGAAGCAGUAGCAGUACUCGAAAGCGAAAAAGGCCGCAAACCAGGCAAGAAUAAAUCUGACGAAGCCCUCGUGCUCGGAUGUCUCGAUGAAGGACGCAGCGUUUACGUCGUCGUCGGCCUGGGAGGUGGAAAUGGCUGGAGCGGAACGGGGAAGAAAAUCCGUUCCAAGGCUGAAAUCAAAGAACGAGAGGAGAAGAAGAAGCGCAGAGCGGUCGAGAAGGCUGCCCAGAAAGCCGAACGAUUGAGGAAGAGGGAAGAGAAGAAGAAGCUGAGGAGAGAGAUCAACGAAGCCAAUGGAAUUGUGGAUUCGGAUGAUGAGUUGAGCGAGAGUGAGCCGGAGACGGAAUCCGCCUCUUCGGAUUCCGAUAACAGUGAGUCUGAGUCUGACGAUUCGGGUGAUGAGGAGAGAGUCGCGAAGAGGAAGAGAAGAGGUGGACUGAACCGUUUCGGCCAGGCCUUUCAGGAGGUCGUCGAGGAGACGGGCGCUCGCGUGAGAAUCGAUUCCUUCGAGCACAGCGUUGUGGAAGUGCGCAAGGAUGAUCUGGGAGGUUUCCUCGAGGCGCUGAGUUUGAAGACGGUGGUCGGAUGA